AUGGCGGAGGCGGAAAGCGCACCCGAACAGCCGCUGUUUUCGUUCGGCGUGGUGGCUGAUAUCCAAUACGCGGACAAGGACACGCGCACGUCGUCGGACGGCAGGCAGCAGCGCUACAGAGAGGCACCGGGCAAGCUGGCAGCAGCAGUGGCUGCGUUUAAUGAGGCACAGCCGCCCCUGAGUGCAGUGGUGACGCUGGGCGAUAUAGUGGACGGCAGGGACACAGAAGAGGCGACUCUGGAGGACUUUAGGGUCGUGCUGGGGGAGCUGGACAAGGUGCGGUGGGGCUAG
Molecule: messenger RNA, 291 nt
Organism: Closterium sp. Yama58-4
Lineage: Eukaryota; Viridiplantae; Streptophyta; Zygnematophyceae; Desmidiales; Closteriaceae
Source: the annotation of a GenBank genome assembly